Molecule: messenger RNA, 1539 nt
Organism: Westerdykella ornata
Lineage: Eukaryota; Fungi; Ascomycota; Dothideomycetes; Pleosporales; Sporormiaceae
Exons: 3
Coding region: 409-1485 (358 amino acids)
Source: RefSeq, a predicted model, not a curated record
GGUAUGUACAGCGGUGAUGGCUUGGGUAUGGGUUAUCGUUGCUUGGGUGGGCAUGAAGUACUUCAGACAUGCCAAAGAUGGGUAGCGGCAUCAUGGUUCCCCUCGAGUAGGUGUCCUGUUUCUAUAUUUGCUGCGCCGUUGCUUUAACAUCGGUCGUUAUAGCCAAUAAGAUUCAUGUCUGAAACCUUAAGCCAUAUCGUCUCUGUUAAUGCGAUUACAUCUCCACUAAACGGUUUCUAGGGGCAUGCGGGCUUUUCAAAUUCUUCGGACAGGAUCAAUGGUAAUAAGAAGGGAACACUUCCAUUCCAGCGUCGAAGGCCGGCGGCCGUUCGUCGAUCCUCCCGACUGUCCUCCUCCACCUGAAGCACGGACCCUCGGAAGCUGGUGGUUGCGAGACCUUCAAUUACAAUGGCACGACACCCAAGGCGGACUCAUAGUGUUUCCGGGCCGCCUUCUGCGCACUGCGUUCUUAAAGAUGUUUCUUGCUGUUGUAAUAUGGGCAAGAUUCACCAAUUUUACAUGUCUGUGAUGGCUUUGCGACGGAACCCGCAACGCAAAUGCAAGAAGGAGGACGAGCAGUGCAACUCUGGCACUAUCUCAGACGCUAAACCAGAUCGGAUAGGGCAUCCAAGUUUACCUCUUAAUCCUCUGAGCGGUUUAAGUCGUCCCACGCCGUCGCGUAUGAACCAGAGGGGGUUGUCCGGGCAAUUCCGCUUCUGCGACCUGCCUCGGGAAGUCCGUGAUCAUGUGUACUCUUAUCUUGUCGUCCGUCGGGGGAAGAAGCUGCCCAUUUUCGAAUCGAGGGCCAUCUUGCGUGCUGAAAAGAAACGAGCCAUAGCCACACGGAAUCGCGAAAGGUUGAACCAGAAGAGACUGCAAAAUGGGAGGCGUCCCAUAUCAGCUCGAGAGCACGCUUCCGACUGCCUCGUCCACCUCAACGUUCUUCAGACUUCCCGACAGCUCCACCUGGAAGGUACGGACCAUUUGUACCAGAGCAAUUGGUUCGCGAUUUCUCUAGACAGCUUUCCAGCCACGACCAUUGAAAUUCCCUCAGGCUGGCAUCCCUCACGGAUAACGAAGAUGCAAUUGGAGUUACAGCUCAAAGACACGCAAAGAAUGAAUAGCUAUGUGGACUGGGGAACCUUCUUUUCUUCUUUUCCAUCGCUGAGGUUCGUCCACAUCAUUCCCACAUUCCAUCCCCGCUACUACGACUGGGCUCGCACUGAAUUGACAACCUGGGCCACCGCGCACUACAUUUUUCGUGCAUUUUUCCGGGAGCUGCUUGCGUCAAUCCCGGUGUCAAUCUGCCUCAAACUGGGGCCCUCCUUGGACCCCGAAGAAAAUAUGCAGCUGGAAGGCCGGGGUCAUGUGUCAAGGAAGAUACUUGAGGAUAUGUAUGCCGAGGUGGGAAUGCGACGUGGGGUUUAUGGCGGCUAUCUCCCAGUGAAUAGGGUAGUGGAAUGCAGACGGGUCUCAGCAGAGUAGCUGUCAACGGUCAUGGAAUAAUAAAUGGACUUAUCAUAGUCGCAUAUAUAAGCU